AUGGCAGUUUGGGACAAAAACUGUCUGUGGGGUCUCCUGUUCCUGCUGGCAGGUGCUGUGGGUCAAACUGUGAUCUAUCCUUUCUGGUCUACUUGUGCUGUCAGAGGAUCCACUGUCACCCUCCCCUGCACCUUCACUCCACCUUUCAAUGAGAGUGAAGUUUCACGAGAGACCAUCAGAGUCCGCUGGUAUCAGAGCCGGUGGUAUCAACUUUGUCAGCUCACCAAACCAUUUGUGUACGACAGUGAUUCAAAAAACAACACACAAAGCUUCGAAUAUCUGGGAGACAAGAAGACAAACUGCACUUUACAGAUCAGAGAUGUUCAGCAGGGAGACAGCGCAACCUUUUGCUUCAGUAUGGAAGUCGAUCACACUGAAGUCAAUUUUAGUACCAGCAGAGGAGUGACUGUCAGAGCUGUUGUCUGCACUUUCCACCAAUUGGAGGUCACCUGGUUCAAAGAUGGCCACGCCCUAUCAGAGACUGGCUCCUCCCUCCAGCUCGGCCAUCUGACUGCAGAGGAUUCUGGGAACUACACCUGUGCUCUCAAAAUCAACUUAACAACUCUCUCUGAGCCGUACAGCCUGCAGGUGACGGGAGAGGCAGGAGUCAAACUGGGCAAACUGACAGUUGUCCGACUGGUUCUAUUCAGUGCUCACACAGUGCUCAUCAUCAUUAUGGCGUCAAUAAUAAUCAAAAGGAAAUAUUGUUUGCAGGUCAGCAGCAGAGAGCUGAAGAUGUUUGGAAGCUCAGCCUCCAGAUGUCACUGAGGAGCCGAGGACCAACGAAGAAGAACGAGGCCAACACCACUAUCACUUGUAAUAUACCUGCUGCAGUCUCUUUUUAUCUGAAUCAUCACAAACUGUAUUUCUUCACAUUUGCUCUGUUCUCCUUGUUCUUUCAAAAUAAAUGAACACUCCUUCCACCAUCAGAAUAAUAAAACUUAA
This is a messenger RNA of Oreochromis aureus, 945 nucleotides long. RefSeq lists its product as uncharacterized. The coding region runs from base 1 to 768 and encodes 255 amino acids. The transcript has 6 exons. Lineage: Eukaryota; Metazoa; Chordata; Actinopteri; Cichliformes; Cichlidae. The record is from RefSeq and is a predicted model, not a curated record.